Messenger RNA from Panthera uncia (snow leopard), 2565 nucleotides. RefSeq names its product FAST kinase domains 1 (gene FASTKD1). Lineage: Eukaryota; Metazoa; Chordata; Mammalia; Carnivora; Felidae. Gene Ontology annotation, cellular component: ribonucleoprotein granule; mitochondrial matrix. The record is from RefSeq and is a predicted model, not a curated record. Bases 445 to 2526 code for a protein of 693 amino acids. The transcript is spliced from 15 exons. Gene Ontology annotation, molecular function: RNA binding. Gene Ontology annotation, biological process: mitochondrial RNA processing; regulation of mitochondrial mRNA stability.
UCGAGGAAAACUAUGUGAUAUGGGAGGACGUGGGCGGGAAUGACACAAUCAAGCCUGUUGCGUUUCUUGUUGGGGACCAGGAAUAGCCUUGGCUUCUAAGCCAUUGUAAGCAGCCUUCCCCGGGAUCCUCCAGAAAAGUUGGAGGUUGUUAAGGGAAGAACUUAACCUGCAAGUCAGGGCUGGAAGCUGCAUUUUGGAAUGGGAUUUGGAGUUAUCAUAAUGGAAGCAAAAUACAUGAAGGAGAAAUAGUUACCUUUUUACUAGGACAUUACACCUGACUACUUGUUGCAAAUAGUCUUCCUACCUAAGAAAAUUUGUGACAUAAAUGAAAAAAUACCUUUUUAAAAAAAGACUUAUUGUUUGUGUGCUACUGAGACCCAUGACCUACUGGUUGAAGCUCUAGUUACAGAAGCAUGGAGAAGACUGGAAAGGUUUGAUAUUAAUAUGCUAUCAAAAUUUUCCUUUUGCCUAGCAAAUCAACAUUUAUAUUUCAGUCCAUUAAUGGGAAAAAUAGCUGAUAUUGUACACAGGAAACUGGAAACCAUAGAGGACUUAAGGUCCUUGUCUGUAUUGAUGGUCAACAUAUCUUCUUUAAUAUCACAACGUUUUCAAGACCAAUUAGUGAACAAAACAGAACAUCUUUUUGAUACCAUAGAUUCUUCCCAGGUCAACGUUGCAAGAAGAAUAGUAAAAUUUCUUCGAAAUAUUAAAUAUAGUUAUUACCCACUAUUAGAAAGGUGUAAUACGGUAUUUUUAAGCAAUAUGAACCACCUUGAUUUGGACUCCAUCAGUAAAAUACUUAGUCUAUACCACUCUCUACAGUUUCAUAGUUUUGAAUUUAUUAAAAUGGCUAAAAAGAGGCUAACUGAAAUGAUUUCUCUGUUCAAUCACCCUCAUAGCUUUGUAAAACUGUUUGUAGCAUUGGGACCCAUGGCAGGACCUGAAGAAAAGGAACAACUUAAAUCAACUAUAUUAUUAAUGUCAGAGGAGCUUACCAGCCAGCAAGCCUUGGCAGUGAUGGGAGCAAUGGAAGAGAUGGAAAGCAGAAAUUCACAUCUGAAUAAAAAAAUUGCUUCAAUUCUGCAUAAACAUUUGGAUAACUAUAAACCAAUAGAGUUAUUGAAGAUAACUCGAGCACUGGUUUUUCUCCAUUUUCAAAAUAAAGAGCUUUUUGUGAAACUCAGAGAAUUACUGCAUAGUUAUUUGAAAAUUAGUGUUAUACCUAGUGAGAUUUCCAUCCUGGUCUAUGCCCUUUCCAUUCUUCCAUCUCCUUACCUAGAUGAAGUGGAGAUAUCUCGAAUCGAAGCAGUUUUACCACAAUGUGACCUGACUGACCUGAAUAGUUUCGCCACAUCUGUUUUAAGAUGGAUUCAUUAUGAUCGCACAUAUCUGGAUAAUACUACUGGGAAACAGCUGAAACUACUUCAAAAACUAGAUCACUAUGGUCUUCAGAGACUACAGAAAUGCACCAAUUUGAAUCUGUUAUGGGAAGAACUUAAAUCUUUAAAAGGAGACUGGUUUGCUGAGUCACUUCUUGAAGAAACAGUUGCUACUUUACACCGUUUGAUGGAUGAAAUUAAUUACAAAAAUGUGGCUGAGAUUGCAUCUUUUCUUUCUAGAACUAACUACCUCAGUACUUUGCUACUUGAUAGGAUAGCUUCGGUGGUCCUUCAGCAGACUGAAAAGAUCCACCCUUUUGCGAUCCUUCCUAUUAUUCUUCCAUUUAGCAUCUUGAACUAUGAUCCACCUCAAAGUGAUGAAUUUUUUGGAAUUUGCGUUCAACACCUUAAUUCUUACUUAAGUGUACUGGAUCCUCUCAUGUUAGUGUUUCUUGGUUUCUCUUUGGCCACACUUGAAUAUUUUCCAGAAGAUCUGCUGCAGGCUAUUUUUAACAUUAAAUUCUUAGCCAAAAUGGAUUCUCAACUUGAACUUUUAUGUUCAUCUUUAAGUAUGAGGGUCCAAUUACGUCUUAUGGAGUUAAAUAGAGCUGUCUGCUUGGAGUGCCCUGAGUAUCAGAUUCCAUGGUUUCAUGACCGCUUCUGCCAACAACAGUAUAAUAAAGAUACUGGCAGCGUGAAUGGAGCACAACAGCAGAUUUAUAAAAUGUUAGCAGAGGUAUUAGGAGGAGUCAAUUAUGUAAAAGCUUCGGUUCUUACACCUUAUUACCAUAAAAUAGAUUUUGAGUGUAUCUUGGAUAAAAGAAAAAAACCUCUUCCAUAUGGAAGCAAUAAUAUAGCUUUGGGAAAACUACCAGAAAUGCACUGGGAAUCAAAUACCCAAAUAACUGGAUCAACACUGCCACCAGGAGCUGAAAGGAUUGCUUUGGAAUUUUUGGAUUCAAGAGCUUUUUGUAGAAACAUCCCUCAUUUAAAGGGGAAAUCUGCUAUGAAAAAACGACAUUUGGAAAUUUUGGGGUAUCGUGUAAUUCAGAUCCCUCAUUUUGAAUGGAACUCUAUGGCACUGUCAACAAAGGAAGCUCGGAUGGACUACCUGAGAGAAUGUAUAUUUGGAGAAGGCAAAUCAUGACUGUAGUUUUAAAUUAAAAUUCGUGAUGCUGGUGUGUCA